AUGAUAAUUUUUAGGAAAGAGAUUGGACCGAUUAUGUUGUACUACGGUUGUCGACAUCCACAGCAUGAUUACAUCUAUCAGGAUGAAAUCGAGGAAUUGGUGAAUGAUGGUGUGAUCAGCGAUUUGUACUGUGCGUUUUCACGCGCCCAGGAGCACAAGGUUUAUGUGCAGGAUAGACUAUGGGAAAGUCGCGAUAAGGUGUGGAGCGCGGUGGAAGCCGGCGCUCAUAUCUAUGUUUGCGGUGACGCACGUAAUAUGGCGCGUGAUGUGCAAAAUACAUUGAUGCGUAUAUUCCAAGAGACAGGAGGCAAAAACGAGGAUGAAGCGGUUAUUCUGUUCAAAAAUCUGGAGCGACAGCGAAGAUAUCAAGCUGAUGCUCCG
This is a messenger RNA of Ostertagia ostertagi, 381 nucleotides long. The record is from the annotation of a GenBank genome assembly. NCBI's taxonomy places the organism in Eukaryota, Metazoa, Nematoda, Chromadorea, Rhabditida, Trichostrongylidae.